GUUAGGCUUUGACCAGUAUUACUUCCUCACCGCAUCGCCUUCAACGUCGUUUUCUGCAGUCGAAUCUACCCCGCCGUGUUAUUUUUCCUUCCCUAAGCUCUUGCGGCGACGACGUCACCACCGCCUCCCUUUACGAGCACGGAACUGCUUCGCCUCAACUCCAUAUCAUCAAGUUUUUCAUCAUCAGCUCAGUGCGGUACGGCGAUAAAGGGAGAGAUGGGAAAAGGGAGAACACAGAUGGAGGUUGGGGCGGAUGGAGUAGCUCUGAUAACGAUCGAAAACCCUCCGGUCAAUGCCCUCUCACCUGACGUACUGUUGAACCUGAAGGAAAAUUAUGAGGAAGUCAUGAGAAGAGAUGAUGUGAAAGCAAUUGUCCUUACAGGUGCUCGAGGAAAAUUUUCGGGAGGUGCUGAUAUCUCUUCAUUCAAGGAAGGAGAAGGAGAUUCACCGAGAAACAGUUCCAUGUCAAUAGAAUUUCUUACCGAUAUUCUGGAAGGUGGAAGAAAACCAUCAGUAGCCGCAAUUGAUGGCGUUGCUCUUGGCGGUGGGUUGGAGAUUGCAAUGGCAUGUCAUAGUCGCAUUUCCACUUCUUCUGCUCUGUUAGGACUUCCUGAACUUCAACUUGGAAUAAUUCCAGGAUUAGGAGGUAUUGUUCCUGGAAUUUCUGACUUGGGUUUGACCCCUAGAAAUAUAAGUAAAGUUGGUAUUCUUGGUGGCGGUUUAAUGGGCUCUGGGAUUGCUACUGCACUAAUACUUAGCAAUCAACGGGUGAUACUUAAAGAAGUAAAUGACAACUUCCUUCAGGCUGGGGUUGGCAGAGUUAAAGCAAAUUUGCAAAGUCGUGUUAAGAAAGGGACAAUGACACAAGAGAACUUUGAGAAAGCUCUUUCUCUUCUCACAGGUGUUCUUGACUACGAGCAAUUUGGGGAUGUGGACAUGGUUAUUGAGGCUGUUAUUGAAAAGGUUGAUUUGAAACAACAAAUUUUUGCUGAUCUUGAAAAAUACUGUCCUCCACAUUGCAUCCUUGCUACCAACACCUCAACCAUUGAUUUAAAUCUGAUUGGUGAAAGCACAAAAUCACAGAACAGAAUUGUGGGAGCACAUUUCUUUAGCCCUGCGCAUAUAAUGCCACUUCUAGAGAUAGUGCGUACACAUAACACAUCUCCUCAAGUUGUUGUGGACCUUCUAGCUGUUGGGAAAAAGAUACACAAAACACCCAUUGUUGUUGGGAAUUGUACUGGAUUUGCUGUAAACCGCAUGUUCUUCCCCUACACUCAGUCUGCGCUGUUACUUGUUGAUCGUGGUUUAGAUGUCUAUAAGAUUGAUCAGGCAAUUACCAAAUUUGGUAUGCCAAUGGGCCCUUUCAGAUUGGCUGAUCUUGUUGGUUUUGGUGUUGCUGUUGCUACUAUUCUGCAAUACCUUCAAAGUUACCCUGAAAGAUGCUAUAGAUCUGAAUUAAUGAAGCUCAUGCUUGAUGAUAAGAGGACAGGUGAAAGUUCCCGGAAGGGCUUCUAUUUAUAUGAUGAUAGGCGAAAGGCUACCCCUGAUCCCGAGAUAGGCAAAUAUAUAGAGAAAUCAAGAAACAUGGCUGGUGUUGAGGCUGAUCCCCAGCUUAUGAAGUUGCCGGACAAGGACAUAGUAGAGAUGAUAUUCCUGCCAGUAGUGAACGAAGCUUGCCGAGUCCUUGAUGAAGGAAUUGCAGUAAAAGCAUCUGAUCUGGACAUUGCCUCCAUCAUGGGAAUGGGCUUCCCUUCCUUCAGGGGUGGCCUUAUGUUUUGGGCGGAUUCUCUGGGUGCUAAGUACAUACACAAAACACUGGAGCAAUGGGCAUUAACGUAUGGUAAUUUCUUCAAGCCAAGUUCAUAUCUUGCAGAGAGAGCUGCCAAGGGAAUUCCUCUGGGUGCUCCAGUUAAUCAGGCUAGUUCGAGGUUAUGAUCUCAUCCUUCUUAAAGUCUGUUGUUUGGAAGAAAACUGGAAAUAUGGGGUGGAAAUAAGUGAAUGUAGGGCCUUAAAACGCUUAAUAAAGGAGAUUGAAACCGCUUGUGUUUCUUAAAAAUUAUAUCGUUUAAUUUCAGUAAAAUUUGGUUUUGAACUGAAUUGUUCAAUCGCUUUGAAAGCAUGUAGUUAAAAGUGAUGGCUAAGGAAUUGAAUUGAAAUUGUUAUAUA
Messenger RNA from Dendrobium catenatum, 2166 nucleotides. RefSeq names its product glyoxysomal fatty acid beta-oxidation multifunctional protein MFP-a. Gene Ontology annotation, molecular function: NAD+ binding; (3S)-3-hydroxyacyl-CoA dehydrogenase (NAD+) activity. The coding region runs from base 217 to 1935 and encodes 572 amino acids. The record is from RefSeq and is a predicted model, not a curated record. Gene Ontology annotation, cellular component: peroxisome. The transcript has 15 exons. Lineage: Eukaryota; Viridiplantae; Streptophyta; Magnoliopsida; Asparagales; Orchidaceae. Gene Ontology annotation, biological process: fatty acid beta-oxidation.